AUUAAACAUUUUUUUUUUAAUUCAAAUUUUAUUAUUUAAUUUUGUAUUAGUCGAUUGAUCGAUCACUGGAAAUGUCAUUUCCGAUUAAGAAUCUGUUAAUUUGGGCCGCCGCCGUGGUUCUUCUCCCGGCGGCGGUGCUCGGAGACUGCACGUGCGAGGCGGAGGAGGACGGCGGCGAGAGCAAGAGCCUGGCGCUCAAGUACAAGGUGGGGGCGAUCGCCGCCAUCCUGGUGGCGAGCGCCGUCGGGGUGAUGCUGCCGGUGGUCGGGAGGAGGGUUCCGGCGCUGAGUCCGGAGAGGAAUUUCUUCUUCGUGAUAAAGGCGUUCGCCGCCGGCGUGAUUCUGUCGACGGGGUUCAUACACGUGUUGCCGGAUGCAUUCGAGAGUUUGACUUCGCCGUGUAUUCCGGCGAGCCCGUGGGGGGAUUUUCCGUUCACCGGGUUUAUCGCCAUGGUCUCCGCUAUUGGGACGCUGAUGGUUGACACGUACGCAACAUCGUACUACCGGCGGCGGUCGGGGGUGAAGGCGGUGGAGGGCGGCGGAGCCAGAGAUGAAGAGGGAGGGGCGGCGGUUGUUCCGGUGCACACGCAUGCCACUCAUGGGCAUGCACACGGGUCGGUUUCUUUGCAAUCGGAUUCCGGCGAGACUGAACUCCUUCGCCACCGUGUCAUUUCUCAGGUGUUGGAAUUGGGAAUCAUAGUACAUUCUGUAAUAAUUGGAAUUGCAUUAGGAGCUUCACAAAGCCCUAAAACAAUAAGACCACUAAUUGCAGCUUUGUCCUUUCAUCAAUUCUUUGAAGGCAUUGGUCUUGGUGGCUGCAUUACUCAGGCAAGGUUUAAAGUAAGGGCAGUAACAAUAAUGGCAGUAUUCUUCUCCAUAACAACCCCUGUUGGAAUCGCAAUCGGAAUCGGAAUUACAAACAUCUACAGCGAGACGAGCUCAACGGCUCUGAUUGUACAAGGAGUUUUCAAUGCAGCAUCUGCCGGAAUAUUGAUCUAUAUGGCGCUCGUCGAUCUUCUUUCUGCCGAUUUUAUGAGCCCGAAAAUGCAAAGUAAUGGAAAACUACAAUUAGGGGCAAAUUUGUCACUUCUUAUUGGUGCUGGUUGUAUGUCUCUCAUAGCCAAGUGGGCUUGACUUCCUCUAUAUAUAAAGUCUUUUCCACAUUAUAUUUUGAAAAGUAAAACAAAUUAUGUCUUAAUUUAUUCUUGUGAAAUAUUAAUUAAUAACAAAUUUGUUGAGUUUAAUUAAUUGUUGCAGCCUCGGAUCUCUGUGGUCUUGCUAAUUAAGAUUUGAGAAUGGAGUGAAAUGACAAAUGUUUUGUUUCGGGGGAUUCGAGAGACAUUUUUUUUGUUAUCGGUUUCGAUUUUUUCGAUUUUUUCUACGGUGAUUUAUUUUGUUCAAGAAUUUUAUGAUCUACUAUCAGUUAUGAUGUUUAAUUUA
Molecule: messenger RNA, 1439 nt
Organism: Erythranthe guttata (spotted monkey flower)
Lineage: Eukaryota; Viridiplantae; Streptophyta; Magnoliopsida; Lamiales; Phrymaceae
Product: zinc transporter 8
Biological process (GO): zinc ion transmembrane transport
Cellular component (GO): plasma membrane
Molecular function (GO): zinc ion transmembrane transporter activity
Source: RefSeq, a predicted model, not a curated record